Molecule: messenger RNA, 4595 nt
Organism: Mesocricetus auratus (golden hamster)
Lineage: Eukaryota; Metazoa; Chordata; Mammalia; Rodentia; Cricetidae
Gene: Slc35f1
Product: solute carrier family 35 member F1
Exons: 8
Coding region: 171-1397 (408 amino acids)
Biological process (GO): transmembrane transport
Cellular component (GO): membrane
Molecular function (GO): transmembrane transporter activity
Source: RefSeq, a predicted model, not a curated record
GAGGCGGCGGCCGGAGCCGCGGGUGCCUCUCCGCGUCGUCGCUUCGCAGGCGGCACCGCCUCCCGGGCCGGGGCUGCUUGGCCGGGUUCUCUGCGUGUUCCCGGGCCCGGAGCCCGCGCACUAUGUGCCCGGCAGCGUUCUGAUAGCCGCUCGCCACCGCCUCCGCCGCGAUGAUUCCCCCCGAGCCUCCGCAGCCCCAGCUGCAACCGCCACCGCCGCCGGCCCCGCCGAACCAUGUGGUGACCACCAUCGAGAACCUGCCAGCUGAAGGCAGCGGCGGCGGGAGCCUGUCCGCCUCCUCCCGGGCUGGCAUGCGCCAGAGGAUCCGCAAAGUGCUGAACAGGGAGAUGUUAAUCUCUGUGGCUUUGGGCCAAGUGUUAUCCCUUCUUGUUUGUGGAAUCGGCUUGACCAGCAAGUACCUGGCAGAAGAUUUCCAUGCCAACACACCAGUCUUCCAGAGCUUUCUGAACUACAUCCUCCUCUUUCUGGUCUAUACCACCACCCUAGCUGUCAGACAAGGAGAAGAAAACCUCUUGGCAAUUUUACGACGAAGAUGGUGGAAGUACAUGAUCCUGGGACUUGUAGACUUGGAAGCUAAUUACUUGGUGGUCAAAGCUUACCAGUACACAACUCUGACCAGUGUCCAGCUCCUGGACUGUUUUGUGAUCCCAGUGGUGAUUUUGCUCUCCUGGUUCUUCCUGCUGAUCCGGUACAAGGCUGUGCAUUUCAUCGGCAUCGUGGUCUGCAUCCUGGGGAUGGGCUGCAUGGUGGGAGCUGAUGUGCUCGUGGGAAGACACCAGGGAGCAGGGGAAAAUAAGCUGGUAGGGGACCUCCUGGUCUUGGGAGGAGCCACACUGUACGGCAUCUCUAACGUCUGGGAAGAAUCCAUCAUCCGAACUCUGAGCCGAGUGGAGUUCCUAGGAAUGAUUGGUCUCUUUGGUGCAUUUUUCAGUGGAAUUCAAUUAGCCAUCAUGGAACACAAGGAGUUGCUAAAGGUGCCCUGGGAUUGGCAAAUAGGACUGCUUUAUGUUGGCUUUAGUGCCUGCAUGUUUGGUCUCUACAGCUUCAUGCCAGUUGUCAUAAAGAAAACAAGUGCCACCUCUGUCAACCUGUCUCUGCUCACAGCAGAUCUGUACAGUCUGUUCUGUGGACUCUUUCUCUUCCACUACAAGUUUUCAGGGCUUUACCUCCUGUCUUUCUUCACCAUCCUCAUUGGGCUGGUGCUCUACUCCUCCACCUCCACGUACAUAGCCCAGGAUCCCCGAGUGUACAAGCAAUUCCGUAAUCCUUCAGGACCUGUUGCGGACUUACCCAGCACGGCUCAGGUGGAGCCUUCAGUCACCUAUACCAGCCUGGGCCAGGAGACAGAAGAAGAGCCCCAUGUACGUGUGGCCUAGGGUGAGGCCUGCCCUGCCCACUAAGGACAACUCAAAGGCCAUGCGUUACUCAUCAUCUCUGUAUUGUACAUAGAGAAAGGUAUUUAGUAGGUGCAGUUUGACAGGUGGACCGCAAGGUAGCUAUUCCUCCUUUUGUCAAAGGAAACAAGCUGAAGGCCACUGGAGACACAGGCUUCAAUCCACCUGAUUCAGAGAGAGGCUUGGAUAUUAUGUGUCCUGACCCAACCCCCCACCACCCUGCAUUAAUUACUGUGAAAAUUUUUGAAUCAAAAGCAAGUAUUAUUGUUACUAUGAUUUUUAUUAUUGUUGUUACUGUUAUUACACCGACUUUCAGGAGGAGGUUUUGUAUUCCUGGUGGGAAUUAUUGCCAGACCCUCACGAAGUCAGCAUACACCCCUUUUCUAUGGCAAGUCACUUUUUAAGAAGCAUACUUUUUGUUUUGUUUUGCACAGACUAUAUGAGUGAUGCAUGCCACAGAAGCUCUACCCUUCAGAUGUUCCCUCAUCCUGGUGACCUUGUGGCUAAUGGUUUCCUCUGUCACCUGUUGGAUUGCCUGCUCAAUAAGGAUUUUGUGCUGUGACCCCUGUGGGGAGGGGAAACUGACCAUAUAAUUCUCUAUUCUAGGAAUAGAUAUAAAACAAACAUUUUAGCCUUUUUAUAUUUCAUUUUCUGCUUACUCCAGGCCAUUGGGUUUCUUUUGGGCCAGGAGAUUCACUUAAUCAGGCCGUGUGACUACAGGAUAAGAAUUCUCCUAUUUUUGUAGCUUGCAGGAAAUCCUCUAAGUAAAAUCACUUAUGUUUAGGAUUGUAAGAUUUUUUUUCUGUCCUUCCCUAUAUCUCUCUCCUCAAAAAUUAGCUUCUGUUUUAAUUUUUUCUCAAUGAUGUCAUGGAAAUUAAUCAAAUACUGAAAAAGCCAUGAUCUUUGCCCUCUUAGUUAUAUAGUACCUCUUUGGGAGUACGUCAAUGACGACACUAUCUUUAUUGUGGGACAUUACUUUUUAUGCCAUCUCUUGGAGCAAGGUACUGAUGUGGAACAAUCUCUGUUUGUGGCUCAUGUUCUGCCCCCCUAGUAGUGGUAAAGAUAUCACUACUGAAAAGUCUGGCAUUUUGGUUACAAUGGAUACCCAUCUAAUAGCCGAAUACAAAGAUAAGCAUUCAUACGCACAGAGGAUACUACAGUAUCCCAGUAAAGCUUGAUACAUCGCUAGUUUAAUCAGUUCUGUUGUCUCCACAAUGUCUUCCCCCACCACCAACAGAGGAAAUUGAGAACAUCCACAGACUUUUAUAAUAAUUUAGAAUAUAUUCCUUAUGUCUGUGUGGAAGUACUCUGUAACUUGACUGACUCCAACACCAUUCAAAAGGAUCCAUUAUGGAACUAUGGAUUUUGUGUAAAUGUUCAUGAAUUUUGAGACAAUUCAAGUCAAUAUAUUUUAAUCAAGCAAGCAAAACAAAACACUAGUGGGGGGGAAUCUCAUAAAGUAAGAACAGAUUGCAGUAGGGCCUGGACAAGGCCUAAACGCGCCAGGCAGGGCCCCUGCCUGUUCACCAGUCAGCCUCUGGCCUCUUUGCCAUCCUUCUCCUGUGAAGUCAUCGUGAUCCACUUUGACAAGUCUCAUAAGAACAGCACACAUCCAAAAUGAGUAAUGUGCUUGGAAACUGUAACUCAGUUAAAGUAUUUUUUCAUUGGAAAAUAUAACGUUUCUUCUAGAGUAUUAUUUAGUUCUGAACUAGGAGAAAGGAAGAAAAGUGGGUUUCUGAUAUGCAUAUUUCAUGUCAAAUUUCCCCUAUGGAACUAGGUUUCCUUUGCUUGGGUGGGGUGGACAUGGGGGAGAAAGGUUUGGGCUAAAGCUACAAGUCACAUCCUACAACCUUGCCAACAUCUGCUCUCUGCUCUCUGCUACCUUUUAAGCCAAUUAAAUACCUUUCUCUGAAGAUUUUGUCUAUUCAGAUCCGAAGACCUUUACAGACUGUGCUUUUAUUUUUGUGUUUACAUUCCUUUGAUUUGCAUAAUUUACUUGAUUUGUUGCAUUUUUAGUAUUUAUUUUAAGCCAAAUGUCUUUGUCUUUUUUACUCAUUCUUAUGACACUGAUUUGUAGACACUCGGUAAACUCUUAUGAGAAACAAGUGGCUGAAACUGUUUCCGAGUUUGUUCAGUGGGCUAGGAACAUGUUUAAGUUUAAAGUAUGAAAAGGUUUGCAGUUACCUGAUGGCUGAAGGUUGCCAUCUGGACCAUUUUUAUAGGAUGUUUUAAUUGACUCCAUUGUAUGAAAAUCAAGUGUAACUAUCAAGAUGAAUUCAGUGUAUACUUUUUGUCAUUGGAUGUCUUUGUUAUCAGACAUUCAUGCCAUUGGAUUACUUCACCUGUGUUGGUUUAUCACCAUUUAUAAAGCUGGCCAUCCAAGAUCAGAAGUUUGGAACUGACCCUUAAGGAAAAAAAGACAAACGUUUCAAAGAGCCAUGUUUUCAGUAGGAAAACACUGGUGGUUUGAGAGUGGGGAGGAGUGGGAAUAGGGUAACAUUAGCCGUAGCUGUUUUAGUUUCUGAGAUUCCAUAACCUCCUCGGUAGACACCAGGAAGAAUUUCAGCAUUUUACUCCACCACUGUCCUCUCCUCAGUGAAUGAGAACAGUCCUUUGUAUGACUGCUGACAAGGAGCAAACCACAGCUCUCUUCAGCCUUGCCAGAGAUGAGUAGUGGUUUUCACUUCCUCACUGGAAACUUGCACUGGGGACAGAACUUGCCUUGGUCAGUCAGAUCUCCCCACAGCUUCAAACACAUAUCCAGGUAGACCAAGCAAUGGACAAUUUUACUCCACUGUGUCCCAUCGAAGCAUUUCUAUGUUUAGUUUAGGCAUUGCUAACUUGUGCUAUUAACCUUUUGACAAGCUUGUAGUAUUGUUUGCUUGGGGUUUAUUUUUGAUUUGUAACCAUUUAGUAGUCCCCAGCUAGCUAUCAGUACAGAUUUUACCCCAUGGGUAGGAGUCUAUCUUCAUACCACGUAACGAAGCACACUAAUCCUGACACCACAAUGGAAACUAUGAACCAAGAUAGAAACAAAAAGAGAAAAAAGAACUUCACACUGGAAACCUGAACAAGCAAUCCACCUCUCCUAUGUGCAUGCUCCCCCAUGGACUGGCUGUGGCAAUGUAACACCUGUACAAUGUUUUCAAAUAAAAAUACAUGCUUUAGGAAAGCAGCCCA